AUGAAAGGGCUAGCCAACUCAAAUGGCCCACCCACUAUAAGAGUCUACACUCUUAAUGCUAAGAAGGCUAAGGGAAACAACGACUUGAUUGCCAGUGAGUGUUUUCUAAAUAAUGAACCUUUAAAAGUAUUGUUUGACACAGGUGCUUCUCAUUCCUUUAUAUCCACUAAGUGUGUUUUACGCUUAGGUCUCAAAUUAACUGAAAUUACACUUCCCAUGGUUGUCUCUACAACGGCUGAGAGUAGUGUCGAAACCUCUUAUGUUUGUAAGAGUUGUCAUCUCAUUGUAUCUGAUAGAGUCUAUCCAAUUGAUUUGUUUUGUCUACCUUUGAACGGAAUGGAUGCCAUCUUAGGAAUGGUUUGGCUUUCAACUAAUCGUGUACUUGUAGAUUGUGAAGAAAAGAUUUUGUAUUUUUGUCCUGCUAUAUUAAGUAGAAAUGAAACUGAUUCCAUUCUACUUCCUAGUGUGUCUAACCUCUUACAAUGCCUAUGUAGUGGGGGUCAAGGUUUUCUACUAACAUCAUCUUCAGAUUCCGGACCUAAACUUGAUGUCGCUACAAUUCCAGUUGUGAAUGAAUUUUUAGAAGUCUUCCCAGAAGAUGUAGUAUGCCUACCUCCAGAGAGGGAGAUAGAGUUCUCCAUAGACCUAGUCCCUAGUGCUAAUCCAAUUUCCAUUACUCCUUAA
Molecule: messenger RNA, 684 nt
Organism: Cicer arietinum (chickpea)
Lineage: Eukaryota; Viridiplantae; Streptophyta; Magnoliopsida; Fabales; Fabaceae
Biological process (GO): proteolysis
Molecular function (GO): aspartic-type endopeptidase activity
Source: RefSeq, a predicted model, not a curated record